Molecule: messenger RNA, 2491 nt
Organism: Scheffersomyces coipomensis
Lineage: Eukaryota; Fungi; Ascomycota; Pichiomycetes; Serinales; Debaryomycetaceae
Gene: CDC46
Product: MCM DNA helicase complex subunit
Exons: 1
Coding region: 193-2379 (728 amino acids)
Biological process (GO): double-strand break repair via break-induced replication; DNA replication initiation; DNA replication
Cellular component (GO): nucleus; MCM complex
Molecular function (GO): single-stranded DNA helicase activity; ATP binding; single-stranded DNA binding
Source: RefSeq, a predicted model, not a curated record
UUUUUUCACAUUUUAAUUUGUCCCAAUUAGGAAAAUUAAGUGCAUCUAUCUACAAAAUUUCGAACUUAACACGAAAAGUCAUUAAAAAGAUUUAAUAGUUUAAAACAUAGUUUAUAAACCCAUUCAAUUAAGCUGCUGUUCUGAAGUAUUGGUCCUUAUCUUACACACUCGUUACUACGAACAACUUAUACAAUGUCAUACGAAAGAGGUGAAGUCUAUGGAGCUCAAGUCUUACAAGGAGAAGAUCCUCAAGAUAGUUCUCUUAAUGAAAUCACCAAAGCUUUCCGUUCAUUCAUUUUAGAAUUCAGAUUAGACACUCGUUUCAUAUACAGAGAUCAAUUAAGAGAAAACUUAUUGAUCAAGAACUACUUCUUAAGAGUUAAUUCAGAACAUCUUAUUGGGUUUAAUGAAGAAUUAAAUAAAAAAUUAACUGAUGAUCCAGCUGAGAUGAUCCCAUUAUUUGAAAAUGCUAUAACUGAUAUUGCUAAAAGAAUUGCUUAUUUAUCAACUAAUGAUGUUCCAGCAGAUUUCCCUCAUUGUCAAUUAAUCUUAUUAUCCAAUGCUAGUAAAACUUCAAUUAGAGAUUUGGAUUCAGAACAUAUUGCUAAAAUUGUGAGAGUUAGUGGUAUCAUUAUUUCUGCUUCAGUUUUAUCAUCAAGAGCCACUCAAGUUCAAUUGAUUUGUCGUUCAUGUAAACACACUCUUAGAUUACCUAUUAAAUCAGGUUUUGGUCAAGUGAAUUUACCUAGUAGAUGUCAAAAGGAACAAACAGAUACAACUCAAGAAAAAUGUCCUUAUGAUCCUUAUGUUAUAGCCCAUGAUAAAUCUACUUUUGUUGAUCAACAAGUUUUAAAAUUACAAGAAUCUCCAGAUAUGGUUCCAGUUGGAGAAAUGCCAAGACAUAUUCUCUUACAAGCUGAUAGAUACUUAGCCAAUCAAGUGGUUCCAGGUACAAGAGUUACUAUCAUUGGUAUAUAUUCUAUUUUCCAAUCCAAACAAAAAGGUAACAAUAACGGUGGUGGAGGAAAUGUCGCUAUUCGUAAUCCAUACUUGAAAGUAUUGGGUAUUCAAACCGAUGUCGAUAUUGGUAUCAAUGGACAAGGUACUGUUUUCACUGAAGAAGAAGAAGAAGAAUUCUUAAAAUUAUCAAGGUUACCUAAUUUAUACGAAGUGUUUGCUAAUUCAAUUGCUCCUUCAAUUUAUGGAAAUGAAGAUAUUAAAAAAGCCAUCUCAUGUUUAUUAGUAGGUGGAUCUAAAAAAGUCUUACCAGAUGGAAUGAGAUUAAGAGGUGAUAUUAAUGUAUUGUUAUUAGGUGAUCCUGGUACUGCUAAAUCCCAAUUAUUAAAGUUUGUCGAAAAAAUUGCUCCGAUCUCAGUUUAUACAUCAGGUAAGGGUUCAUCAGCAGCUGGUUUAACUGCUUCUGUGCAAAGAGAUCCUCAAACUAGAGAUUUCUAUCUUGAAGGUGGUGCUAUGGUUUUAGCUGAUGGUGGUGUUGUUUGUAUUGAUGAAUUUGAUAAAAUGAGAGAUGAAGAUAGAGUGGCUAUUCAUGAAGCUAUGGAACAACAAACUAUCUCUAUUGCUAAAGCUGGUAUUACUACCAUUUUAAAUUCCAGAACAUCAGUAUUGGCAGCUGCUAAUCCUGUGUUUGGUAGAUAUGAUGAUUCUAAGAGUCCAGGUGAAAAUAUUGAUUUCCAAAGUACAAUUUUAUCCAGAUUUGAUAUGAUCUUUAUUGUUAAGGAUGAACAUAAUGAAAGUAGAGAUAUUUCUAUCGCUCAACAUGUUAUGAAUGUUCAUACUGGUGGUAAAACUCAAGAACAACUUCAAGAAGGUGAAAUUCCAAUUGAAACCAUGAGAAGAUAUAUUCAAUAUGUCAAACAAAGAUCAGCUCCAAGAUUAUCUCCUGAUGCAGCUGAAAGAUUAUCAUCACAUUUCGUUUCAAUUAGACGUAAAUUACAAAUCAAUGAAUCAGAUAUGAAUGAAAGGUCUUCAAUUCCAAUUACUGUCAGACAAUUGGAAGCUAUUAUACGUAUAACUGAAUCCUUAGCUAAAUUAAAAUUGUCACCAGUAGCUACCGAAGAACAUGUUGAAGAAGCCAUUAGAUUGUUUACUGCUUCUACUAUGGAUGCUGUUGAUCAAGGUAUUGCUGGUGAUGGUUCCGGAAAUCCUCAAUUUACCGCAGAAAUUAGAAGAGUUGAACAAGAAUUAAAGAGACGUUUACCUUUAGGUUUCUCAACUGCUUAUAGUACUUUAAGAAGAGAAUUUGUUGAGAGUGGUAAGACCAGUGUGGCAGCCUUGAAUAGGGCUUUAGAUAUACUACAAAAACAUGAAUCCAUUAGAUUUAGACAUCAAGGUAAGAAUAUCUUACGUGUGGGUGUAUGAGUCUAGUUUCUUCUUGUAAUCUCUAAUUUCAUUUCUUCAUUGUAAUAAUAGCUUAGUUUAUAUUUUGAAAAUACAUAUUGUACAUUAAACCUGAUAUACCAUAGAUGAUAUA